Molecule: messenger RNA, 1725 nt
Organism: Dioscorea cayenensis subsp. rotundata (Guinea yam)
Lineage: Eukaryota; Viridiplantae; Streptophyta; Magnoliopsida; Dioscoreales; Dioscoreaceae
Product: probable D-2-hydroxyglutarate dehydrogenase, mitochondrial
Exons: 16
Coding region: 181-1725 (514 amino acids)
Cellular component (GO): mitochondrion
Molecular function (GO): catalytic activity; FAD binding
Source: RefSeq, a predicted model, not a curated record
UACAACUGAGAUGAGUAUUGCGAGCGGUGCCUUCUACCCAAUUGAUUCGGUUCUCCGUUUUAAUUCCUGCUUCGAUUGCGACCUGCGAAGAAGGAAACAUAGGAUUGCAUCCUUAAUCUGCUGUUUGGUUCAGCCUUCUUUGAUGUUGUAGGUUAGUGCAUCCAAGACAUUACUCAAACAAUGUUUUCUCGUUUUCAUAUUCUGAAUUUUCUUUUGCCAUCUGCCAUCAACAAGAAGCUUUGUGUCAGACUACUCUUGUGGGCAAUGCGGAGAGGCAAGAGUUUGAAGUGUUUGCUUGCUGGCUGCCAUCUCUACCAGCAUUCAGCUUGCAUCUACCAAGAAAUCCCAAACUCUGCUUCAGCCAUAUUUCAGGCAUCAAGAAUUUCUCUAAUACAUUAUCCAGAAUCACCUUUAAAAUCUUAUGAUAAGUUUAAUCCAUUGAGACAUGUUUGCCCAAGGGCAUCACGUGGGGGAGUACUACAUAGGCUGAACAAAGAAAGCUUGAUUGCUACUUCUAGAAUCCAUCAACGGUCAUUUGGCUCCACAACCAAAAACAUCCAGCGAAAUCCAUCAUUUUCCAUGAUUAAUUCUGAUGACAUCAGCUACUUCAGAGAUAUAUUGGAUGAUAAUACUGUUAUCCAGGAUGAGGAUAGGCUGUCAUCUGCAAAUAUAGAUUGGAUGCGAAAGUAUGAAGGUUCAAGCAAGCUGUUACUCCUACCAAAGGACACAGACGAGGUAUCUAAGAUUCUCCGUUAUUGCAACUCUAGGAGGUUGGCGGUAGUCCCUCAAGGUGGUAAUACUGGUCUUGUUGGUGGAAGCGUGCCAGUUUAUGAUGAGGUAAUUGUUAAUGUUGGUUUGAUGAAUAAGAUAAUCUCCCUUGAUAAGGUUAGUGGUAUUCUUAAAUGUGAAGCAGGCUGCAUAUUAGAGAAUUUGGAUAGUUUCUUGGCAAAUGAAUGUUAUUUAAUGCCUAUUGAUCUGGGGGCAAAGGGAAGUUGUCAGAUUGGUGGAAAUGUUUCAACUAAUGCUGGUGGUUUGCACUUUGUGCGCUAUGGAUCACUUCAUGGGAAUGUUCUAGGGCUUGAAGUUGUCUUAGCUGAUGGGACUGUCCUAGACAUGCUUGGAAGUUUACGAAAAGACAAUACAGGAUAUGAUUUGAAGCACUUAUUUAUUGGAAGUGAAGGUACCUUGGGAAUCAUCACAAAGGUCUCAAUCCUUACACCGGCUAGGCUAUCAUCGACCAACCUUGCAUUUCUUGCCUGUGAAGAUUAUUCUAGCUGUCAGGAAUUAUUAUUGAAAGCAAAGAGAGGUUUAGGCGAGGUUCUUUCUGCUUUUGAAUUUCUGGACACCAAUUCUAUGGAUUUGGUUUUGGAUAAACUUGAGGGCGUUCGCAAUCCCUUUCCAUCCUCAUUGCAUAAAUUUUAUGUACUGAUUGAGACAACAGGCACUGAUGAUUCAUAUGACAGAGCAAAACUUGAAACUUUCCUGGUUAAUUCUAUGGAAGGAGGUCUUAUUUCAGAUGGUGUUAUAGCUCAGGAUAUUAACCAAGCAUCGUCUUUUUGGCGUAUUAGAGAGGGUAUACCAGAAGCUUUGAUGAAGCUGAGCCGCUCUACAAGUAUGAAGGACUUGGUUGGCCGAAGUUCUGCGAAGGUCUUUUCUCAGAUAGAACCCUUUGUCUAUGAAUGCGACAGCAUAUUGCUGUGUUUACAAGCGCAGAGCAUGGCAUAG